Pocillopora meandrina is the source of this 6811-nucleotide messenger RNA. Lineage: Eukaryota; Metazoa; Cnidaria; Anthozoa; Scleractinia; Pocilloporidae. The record is from the annotation of a GenBank genome assembly.
AUGUGUAUCCCUCCAAGGCACGCCAACAAAACGUUCAAAAGUUGUUGGUAUUGCAAACCUAAGACUGUUUUUAUUUUUUGCAGGGGCGAAGCAGGAAACGAUACCACUGAUUUUGCAGUUCUGCGUGAGUUUUAUGACAAAAUCGAGCACAAAAUUGAAGAAUUCAAAGGAAAAUGGAAGGGGCAGCCAGACUUCUCCGCCCGUGUUGGUAUGCAGAAGAUGGGAUGGUCAGCUAAACAACCCAUAAAAAGUGUUAUUGAAUAUUUCAACUUCGAUUUCGAGUUUGCGAGGCCUCCAGAAGAGGUUUCCUUUCACAACAUGUUUGAGCGCGGAGAAGACUUUUUCAUCGCUGAUGGGCGAGGAGUAUGGUCCAUGUACGAAGAUCUUUAUAAGCCAUUGGAAGCGAAGACUUUGCUGGGCAAAUUAAUCACAAAAAUCAAGCAUAAUGCCGAUUCCGUUGAAGUACAAACCUGCGAUGGAUGGAGUUACCAGGCAGAUUAUGCCCUUUGUACAUUUAGCUCUGGAGUUCUGGCCAGCGACUUGGUUACUUUCGAGCCAGCCCUUCCUGAUUGGAAAAAAGAGGCCAUUUAUAAAAACCCGAUGUCGCCUUACACAAAAAUUUUUCUGAAAUUUCCAAAAAAGUUCUGGGAUGAUCACGAAUAUACUCUGUACGCUUCCAAAGAGCGCGGACGUUUCCCUGUGUGGCAGGACCUGUCAAGACCUGGGAUCUUUCCCGUUUCGAGUGGGAUGUUACUGAUCACUGUGACAGGGGCUCAAGGACGAAGGAUUGAGGGGCAAUCAUUUAAUGAAACAAAGGCAGAGAUCAUGGGAAUGUUGAGAAAGAUCUACGGGAAUGGCAUCCCUGAAGCGACAGGUGAGGGGCAAUAGUUAAGCUUUGCAGGGUUCCUCUUAACCAGAUAUCAACAUAUCAUAUCGUUCAUUCUGAACUUAGUCAAAAGAAAUAUCUUCAGGUAAAGAGAUAAAUUAGUGAUAGUUUCAAUAAAUGUAUGUCUCUUCCUUUGCUGGUAAUUAUUCCUACAGAAAGCAAUACAAUUAAGACACGAAAUUGUGGCCUUAAAAAACUUGAUUAUUACUAAACUAGACUCAAAACAAGUAACAAAAGACGAACUAAUGGGAACGCCACCCAAAAAGAGUGAGUUCUGGCUAGUCUUAUUCACUGCACAAAGAUAUUUACCAUUAGAGUCUGUGGGUCUCCCACAUCAUGAUGCAAGUACUCUCUUUGACAUAACUAUUGUAUAUUUUCUUCAGAUAUUUAUUAUCGGCGUUGGUCAAAGGAGGUGCUGACGCAAGGCGCAUAUUCAGAACCAGUGGUGGGUAUGACUUCUGAAGACUGGGAGAACAUUGGAAAAAACCUGGGACGUCUGUACUUUGCUGGCGAAGCGACCAGCAAAAACUGGUCAGGCUAUAUGCAAGGUGCUUACUGGACCGGUGACGAGAAAGGGAACACGAUCGCUGAGAACAUCUCUCCAAGUGAAUCUUCCAGAAAACCGGGAAAACCAAAGAGUGAGGCGACCUCCACCGAAGUGUCUUCAGUAGGAAUAUUGUUGCUCCCUCUUUGGUCUAUGAUCGUGUGGAAGUAAAACAAUUCAUCAAGCCGGCAAGAGAUUUGUUAUUAGCCCUGAUAGCCCCAGUGCAGCCCUUACUGACUGAUAGAGUGACAUAACUGUAACUUUGAUGAAACAUUCGUGUUGCAUAGAAGACCCACUAGAUGUAGUAGUGUGCUCUGUAGGAGAAUUUGUUAGCUUUUGCCUGGUAUAUAUAGAUGGCCUUUGACUAAAGCUACUUGCAAACGAGGGCAAGGUGCAGUAAAACUCGGAAGUAACUAAGCAGACUUUAAAGUUGAAUAUAAGUAAACGCCUUUUGCAAUUCCAUCACACAGGUUCAUUUUACAAAAUCCUUCCUAUUUAAAAGUCUGUGAUAGAUAUAUUCCUGCGUCGUUACCGUUAUCUUCUCGGUAAACUGUUCGCCUCCCAAAACAAAUAUUGUCGUGGAUAAAUAUUCCGAGAAUAUUUUUGCACCAAAUGGAGGCUAAAACGUAAAUUAUGUUGCGAUUUCCUCUUUUUAUUCGCGCAAUGUUUCACCCGCGGCAAUUUACCCGUGACGCCGGACCUACGAAGAUAAUGUUCUCCUAAGCCUUAAACAUGCUAAGUUUUGCAGUUACCUCGAUGAGUGUCUUACGCAAUUUGCAUAAUUUCCAGAAGGAUAUGCAUGAAAACAUCGCAAACUUCGAGAAGUAACUUUGAAAGAUCAAGACGCGUCAAACUAAAGUAAGUAAAUUGUGCUUUACCCUUACUUAGAUCUCUUGUCUCCUGAAAGAAUUCAAAUACUUAUACAGAUUUAUAAGCAAAAGCUGACGGACUUUGGGGUGGUUUCGCUGUUAUGCGUUUAAAAACAUCAAAGCGUAAAUUCACAAAGUUUUAAACGUCUAAGUGUACGAAAUCUUGUUGAUCACUGAGUUCUAAAUAAGAAGCUAAGUCGACAAAUGUGGCUGGCCAAGGGGAACUCGAGGUCCUCUGGAGUGAGUGAUGUUCUAUUGUAACUCAAAUUGAGGUAAGUAAGUGAGUAAGGUACAAAAAUUGGUUUAAGCAUUAACACAAUCAUACUAUUUUCACGUUGUUAAGCUUACGACAGAAAAACUAUCUCGAUCAGAUCACGUAAAGGUCGGCGUCUUAGGUGGGUUAGUAACGAAUAUGUUGAAAUCAAUGCUUUUGGGGUAUAUGCAGUUUUAACCUAUAAAAGAUUAAGAGGAAGUUCUUCAUGGAGUUACAGAUCAGUCUUACUUCCACUUUUCAUGAGUUUGAUAUUGGCUGUUUAUCGAAAAUUCAGAACAGUUAAAAAUACAUUUGCAUUUGUCAUGGUUUCGGUUCUUUACGCAUGGAGUACUCCUUCGCCCCAUCACACUCGAGAGAGCUUUCCGAAAAGCUUUAAAAUGCACUUUUAACCUAAAAAAGAUGUAGAGGAAGUUUCUGACGAAGUUACAGAUCAGCCUUGCUUCUACUUUUCAUGAGUUUGAUAUUAGCUGUUUAUCAAAGUUUGUGAAAAUUCAGAAAAGUUAUUUGCAUUUGUUAUUGUUUCGGUUCUUUGCAUGGAGUACUCAUUCGCCCCAUCACGCUCGAGAGAGCUUUUCGAAAAGCUUUAAAAUGCGUCAUGGUGAUGGAAAAAUGACUCUCCAAAAAUUGAUCAACUCUAGCGGGCGAAACUCGCUGACAUUUGGCGUGCUAUAUGUCCUGUCCUACACAUCAUGCUCCCGGAAUCCCGGAGUUUCAUUUAUUUUCCUCACAGUCUGUCAGGAGUGGAAAUAUUUUGCCAUAAGGACUCUCAAAAUUGGAAGCCAAUUAAGUUUUGACUUCUGCGCAGGACCCAUUGUCAGGGAUUGAGCAGGCAUAAAUAACUCGCUACGACUAAAUGCCCGGCAGCCGGGCACGGUCUCAAUUAGACUAAAUGACCUGCAGUCAGAAAUUUUGACAGAAUUUCCACCGAAACGUUCUUUCAAACUUCUUAAGAAUAUUACAUGUUUAAUUAGAGAAGUAAAGCGAUUCCAAACUUUGAUUUGCUUUUUUAAUAGAGAAAGCUUGUGCAUACUACAACACGGCUCAGUUGAUGACACUACGCCCCUAAUCAAAUUGCCUGUCACAGAAUUUCCACCGAAACGUUCUUUCAAACUUCUUAAGAAUAUCAGAUGUUUGAUUAGAAAUGUCAAGAGAUUCCAAAAAUUAGUUUUCUUUUUUGAUUAGCCAAAUUCUCCGAGCUUGUGCAUACUACAAAACCUCUCAGUUGACGACACUACGCCUCUGAUCAAGCUGCCGGGCUCGGUCUUGAAUGGACUAAAUUGCCUGCAGUCAGAAAUUUUAAUCAAAAUGCCACUGAAAGGUUCUUUAAAACUUCGAAAGAGAAUCAGGCUUUGGUAUAGAAAUGUCCAGAAUAUAAUUAACAUACUUUGUAACAAAAUAAAACACCAAAUAGACAACGCUUAAGCAACCUUGUGACGCAGAGAAAAUACAUGCUACAUUUCUUUCCGGAAUUGUGAUAAGAGGAUAUUUCUCCAGUUUACUAAUCCUCAGGAGCUAGUUAUCCUCUUUUGAUCAUCAGUUUCUUUGUUCAUUUACAGAAUGUACAUCAUGAUUAAGAUCAUCCUGCUUGUGAGUUUUCUGUUUCUGGUGGACAGAUCUUUGUCUUCACCAAUAAAACAAAACAAAACUAAAGUCCUUAUACUUGGCGCUGGACUCGCUGGAAUUAAAGCAGCGAAAACGCUACUGGACAGAAACAUCACCGACAUUCUGAUUCUGGAGGGAUGAAUUAUACUGGGGGUAGAAUACAUGCCGUGAAAUUUGCAAACUACACGAUUGAAACGGGAGCAAACUGGAUUCACUUUGUGAAUGAAGAUGAUACCAAACCAUUGGUGGAACGAAAGGAAGCGAGAGAUGUUCGUGUUCACAAAUAUAAUUAUUCAAACAUUAUUGUGAGGUAAGAUAGGUUGCUUCAACUUCGAUUAAGCUGAACAUUUCAGUAAAAUUGCAAAUAGGAAGGGCUUGAACUGAAUUAUGAAAAAGGACAACCUAUUAAUUUAAAAAACAUUACAAACAUGACUUUCUAGAUAUAGGAUUUUACACUGCUUUUAGGUAAAAAAAAUUACUUGUAAAAAAAAGAAAACCAACAAAGUAUUGGAGCUGAAAUUUUCCCAUCUCAACAAAGAGUAAGAUGUAAAUCAAAGGCUUGAUAGCCUCGAUUUCGUUACCCUUUAUAUGAACUCAAGACUUGAGAUAUUGAUCGGCACCUAGCUGUCCCCCUCCCCCGCGCCCCGCGCCCCGCGCCCCGCGCCCCGAGACGACUGAAUAGAUAAACUUAAUUGUGUAUGGAUAAUAUGUAAGCUCCAGUCAUGAGUCUGGAAGCAUUUCUUUAAAAGAAAAUACCUAACAAGACAAAGCAAGGCAAACCAGCAAACUAACCAACUAGGUAGCUACCAAACUAAUUACUCAAACGUUUUGAUGCCAUAAUCUGUACGAGUUUCUGAGGGACUCACUGCAAUUUUUUUUUCCUCGUGGAGACUAUUAAACAGAGAGAGAUGAAAAUUUGCGUUGGCAUUUGGUUAUACUUUGAACUUUUUACCGUCAUUUCUCAUGAAUUUUGUAGGGACGAAGAUGGCAGAGAUGUCACCGAUUUUGCCGUUUUUCAUGAGUUUGAUGAGAAAGUGACAAACAAAAUUGAAGACUUCCAAGAUGAAAGAAGAACAAAGAACUUUCCCGACAUGCCUGCCCGGGUUGGUCUUCAACUGAUGGGAUGGGAAGGAAAACGGCCCAUAGAAAGAGCCAUUGAAUAUUUUGAAUUAGACUAUGAGUUCGCAAAACCUCCAGAAGAAGUUUCUUUCUACAAUUUGUUUGUUCCUGGAGAAGAGUUCUUGGUGACUGAUGAGCGAGGAGUGUGGUCUAUGUUUGAAGAUCUGUAUAAGCCACUGGAAAAGAAAACUUUAUUGGGCAAAACUGUCACAAAAAUCAAGCUAAACCCGGAUUCGGUUGAAGCUCAGACCUCCGAUGGUUGGAGUUACCAGGCAGAUUACGCUCUUUGUACAUUCAGCUCCGGAGUUCUGGCCAGCGACUUGGUUACUUUCGAGCCAGCCCUUCCAGAUUGGAAAAAAGAGGCCAUUUAUAAAAACCCAUUAUCGAUAUACACAAAAAUUUACCUGAAAUUUCCAAAAAAGUUCUGGGAUGAUCGCGAAUAUAUUUUGUACGCUUCCAAAGAGCGCGGGCGUUUCCCUGUGUGGCAGGACCUGUCAAGACCUGGGGUAUAUUCCGUUGACAGCGGAAUGUUAGAAAUUAUGGUAACUGGAACCGAAGGACGAAGGAUUGAGGGGCAAUCAUUUAAUGAAACAAAGGCAGAGAUCAUGAAAAUACUGCGGAAGGUUUAUGGAGAGGGCGUCCCUGAAGCUACGGGUAAGGGCUAUAGUCUGUGAUCAUUCAAAAUCACUGCUUGCCUGUUUUUUUACAGGAUUUGGUUCAAUAGAAACUAAGAAGUUCAGGAUUAUAAGACAAAAAAACAAUACUUAAAUGCCUACACUGGUAGAAGGUGGCUAGUCUUAUUGGCUGAGGUCAGCUCUUUUGCAACAAGAAUUAAUCUUUACUGUCAGCACAAUGACAGUGUGGCUGGAGAUAUUACACAGUGCGAACGCUGAAAUGGCCGAGAGGCAGUCAAACUGUAUUAUUCCCGAGUUGUCUUAAAAGUCUAAAUACCACACAAGCAAGUAAGUUACGGCGUUUAAAAAGCACUUCACUUUUUCGGCGAAGCUACACUGCAAAAUUGUGAAGAAAUUUUGCGUGACAAGGGUUUUUUCAUUUGCUUUCUUUUUUGCGCGAGAAAUUAACGCACGGCUAGACAAAAUUAAUGGCUCUUCUUGCGCAUGCUGAACGUCCUACAGCUGUGUUCUUUAACAUAAAAUUAGUGUAUUUUCACGGUAUUUUCUUCAGAUAUAUACUAUCACCGCUGGUCAAAGGAACCGCUGACACAAGGCGCAUUUUCAGAGCCAGUGGUGGGUAUGACUUCUGAAGACUGGGAGAACAUUGGAAAAAACCUGGAACGACUGUACUUUGCUGGCGAGGCGACGCACGAUGAGUGGUUCGGCUACAUGCAAGGAGCUUAUCUAAGUGGAGACGAGAAAGGGAAAAGAAUCGCUGAACAGAUCUCCCCGUCUGAGCCUACAAGUAAGCCAGGAAAACCGAAGAGUGAGGCAACUUCGGUGAAUGUGUCUUCAUUAGGAGUCUUGUUGCUUUCCUAUUUUUGCUCACGUCUCUGUAUUUAA